Molecule: messenger RNA, 17615 nt
Organism: Nothobranchius furzeri (turquoise killifish)
Lineage: Eukaryota; Metazoa; Chordata; Actinopteri; Cyprinodontiformes; Nothobranchiidae
Source: RefSeq, a predicted model, not a curated record
UGCCCUUUUUCCGGUCGUUCGUCAGAUUUUACCGUACAAAACGGUUAUACUGUGAUACAAAUCGGGCACUAGGACCAUGUGGAGGCAGCCGCCUCAAACUGAAGGCUAUUUUCCCUUAGACCCACCUACAAGCUCACUGAUUGGCUCUGCCGCAUCAUACUAACGUGUGAUUGGUUGUCCUUGCUGUCGCUCUACCUUGUAGCCAUAGAGACGACAGACCGGUGUUUUCCCUGCGGACAGGAGUCUGCGUUCAUCUAACUGUACGUUUUUUUUCUGCCUGCUUCACGUCAGCUGGAUAGAUUUUAAUAUCAGAGCUUUUGUUUACACGUGUUUGAGUCCGUGGUUAGUGUGUGUGGAGCAGAGUCGGGUAGCUGCAUGUCUGGGACAGAAAAUGAGACAUGAGAGAGAGUUCUCCUGAAGUGUUGCAGAAACUCUCAAAGAAUCACGGAUGUGUCUCACUCUAGAUUCUCUGGGUCAUAACUUCUGAAUUACUAGUUGAAUAAAAAUACUUCAAACGGUUUCUAAAAGUACAUAAAACGAGCUUUCCAACGAGGUAUUGCAUGAUGUAAUUCAUGUUACUCCAAAAAUCGCUAUUAGAGGGAAACCAGCUUAGCAGCGUCACAGGAAGAAACGGAGCGGACCGCGACGGGAGAGCGAGAACCAAUUAAAGGAGGAGAUGAUCUGAUCAUCUUCAUCAGCAGCUUUUAUAAAGUUAUGGAAACGUCACAAAUAAAAUGCACCUGGUUGGUCAGGUGUCCCAGAAGGCUGUUUCUGUAGAUGGUGACAUGAGGAGGGACAGAUUACAGUCACACUGGUUUUUAUUUGAACACACAACUGUUUACUAAAUGAUUCAGCUUCAUUCCAGCAUUAUUUAAACAUACAAUAAAUAUUUAUUUAGCUGAAAAUAUCAUUUUAUCAGUGCAGAAUUUUAUUAGUUGACUUUUUGUAAUGAAAUGUUUACAUUUAACCUUUUAUCUGCUUAUUGAUCUUCAUAAUGCUGGUAGAAAUGUAGCUACAGUUGUGAAGUAGCCCAUGAGUGUUAUUUUAUGAUACCUAGUAUUUAUUUUACUGUAUCCCGUUCUCUGGACCAGAGCGUAGACCUGUGGUCACAGACAGGCUGCAGUCAUUAAACUGGUUAACAUGAGGUCAGGGGUCACACUGUUUUCUGAGUGUUUGCAACACAGUUCUGAGUUUAAAUACCGGUAGUUCUUCUGACAUAGUUUGCUCGUCAUUUAGAAGUUCCUGUUUAGUAAUAAAUGUAAAGAAAAUUCAAAUCUGUUUUUUUUCAUUUAAGCUGCAGUUUUACAGACUUUAAUAAACAUAAACACAAAUACAAACCAGACACUGAAAGCUGAGGUUGUUCUGAAAAAAGGAGCAGAGUUACAAACAUUUUACACUUUUAUUACAAUUUUAAAGCCAUAAAACAAAAAAAAUACUUGCUAUAUGUAUGGCCAUAAGAGGGUUAAACGUGAUAAAUUUUCCACCUCCCACAAAGAGAUGGUAAAAGUGAAUGUGAGCAUAAUUAUUUACGUUUUAUUACUUUAUUAUGUAUUUUUUAUUAUUGACUAUUACUCCAAAGAGUUCAGAUGAAGGCAACUGGACUUCUUUGGUUUCUUUAAAACAUUUCACUUCUCCUCUGAGGAGCUUUGUCAGUUCUAACUGGAAUAUGGGAGAGUCAAGCUCAUAAGCUGUAGCUGUCAGUUGUUAAUUAAAGAGCAGAAACUACUCUGAGUACCCCGCCUCUCCAUCUCCUGAUGAGUCGUUAGCCUCUAUUGAUGGUGAUUCAUCGUGUUGAUUAGAUGCAGGAAGAUGUGACCUAGACUGAAACUGAAUGAGAUUCAAAAAAAUGUUCUAAUCUUUUAAACAACGCUGUUGGUCCUCUUGGUCCUUGUUCUGGUUUUUCUAAAACCCGGUGUUAAAAACCUUGGUGUGUUUUUAGAUGGUUCUUUUAAUCUUUACAGACAGGUGAGUGCAGUGGUCCAAUCAGGUUUUUAUCAUUUAAGGCAGAUAGCAAAGGUGAAGUCAUACCUUCCUGCUAAUGUCUUUGAAGAAUGUCAUCCACCUGUUUGUGUCUUGCCAAUUGGACUACUGCAACUCCCUGUAUUCUGGCCUGGACCAGUCCUCCCCACACCGACUUCAGCUGGUCCAAAAUGCAGCGGCUCGCUUGCUGACUGGAACCAGCAAGUGGGAUCACAUAACCCCGGUUCUGGCCUCUCUCCAUUGGCUUCCUGUCUCUUACAGGAUCCGUUUCAAAAUUUUACUUUUUGUUUUUAAAUCCCUUCAUGGCCUGGCCCCAGUUUACAUCUCUGAGCUGCAGUCCGCUUACGUCCCUGCCAGAACCAUGAGGUCCAGCUCUCAAGCUCUUUUAACAGUUCCAAAAACCCGCCACAAGACUCGCGGCGACAGAGCGUUCUCUGUGGUUGGGCCCAAACUGUGGAACAAGCUACCUCUCAACAUCAGGACCACACAGAGUCUAGAGCAUUUUAAAUCCCUUCUUAGGACGCAAUUUUUUGAUUUGGCUUUUAAUGCAGGUUGACUUGAGCAUCUUAAUAGUUUUUAACAGUUUUUAUCAUAGAUUGUGACUGUUGUGUGCUCAUCUUAUUUUAGGUUUUUAUUGUUGAUUUGUUGUAUCUUGAUUUGUUUUACCUUGUACAGCGCUUUGGUGUAGCUUUGCUGCUGUAAAUGUGCUCUAUAAAUAAAAUUGACGUUGACCUUGACCAAAGCUGCAUUAUUGGUACUGGAAAGGUGAAAUCUAAGCCCCGCCCCUAUUUAAAGUGGGGUUUCCACGUUUUGACAAAGAUAGCUUCUUUUACUCCUCUCUCAAACCAUCUUUCUUCUCUGUCCAGAAUGUGGACUUUGUCGUCUUCAAAGGUGUCCCUUGUCCUUCAGGUGAAGGUGGACUGCAGAGUCUUGACCUGAAGAGGUGGCUCUCCUGUGUUGUGUUAUGUUCUUGUGUAAUUGUUGUUUAGUUUCUCUAAUGUAAAUAUCUGGACAGUCCUCACUACACUGGACUGCAUAAACGACCCCAUUGAGCUUCUGUUUGGGUGUUUUGUCUUCUGGAUGGACCAGGUUCUGUCUGAGGGUGCUGUUGGGUUUAAAGUUUACCGGGAUGUUGUGUUUGGAGAAGAUUCUUCUAAGUUUCUCUGAGAUUCCUGCCACGUAUGUGAUGAUGGUGCCUUUGUGUAAAGGGUGUUGUUGUUAGGUUAGUAGCAGAGCUCACAUGUUUAGUGUUAAGUUCAGUGAGAUCAUGGAAUGAGAUCAAGAAUUUUCUACUGACAGGAAAAAGUUCUCAGCUAACAUAGCUGUAGAUCACACUGGAUAACUCUCUGUGGGUGCAUUUAUUUUACAUUUAUUUUUCUACCUCUUACUAGAGCUGUCUUUAGUAAGCACAAAAUAUCUUUGGUUGUACACCUGUGCAAUAGCAAUAAAGUGAUUAAAGAAAUCCAGAACAAGGUUAGGCCACACCAAUAUAUCUGCUGCAUUUCUUGCUUGACAUCCAUCCAUCCAUCCAUCCAUCCAACCAUCCAUCCAUCCAUCCUCUUCCGCUUAUCCAAAGUCGGAUCGCGGGGGCAGCAGCCUAUAGAGGCCCAGACUUCCUUUUUCCCAGCCACUUGGGCCAGCUCCUCCAGGGUAAUCCCAAGGUGUUACCUGGCCAUCCGAGAGACAUAAUCCCUCCAGCGUGUCCUGGGUCUUCCCUUGGGUCUCCUACCAGUUGGACGUGCCCGGAAAACCUCACCAUCCUAAAUAAUGCUUAUUUCUGUUGCUGUUUAUGGUGUUGGUGAGUCUGGGUCUUGGUCAGGGCUAGGGUUCGGUCUUGGACUGAUGCGAACCCUCUCACACCAGUAACUGGUCACGCUAAGCCAACGACAGACUCACCCUUAAGCCCCAGAUUCCAGUUAACAUGGUGAAAUGACAUUAUCAUGCUGUAAGUGUGACUCAACAGCGUUUUACUGAAUGGACACAACACAUGGCACCUGGAGAGACAACGGUGUUGACAAAUCUGUGAAUUAACACCCUUUCAGUCCUGACACAGAAAAUUACGAAGUAAUCACAUAAAGUGUUUCCUCUCCUGCUUUCUCUGCUUAGCUAAUGAUAAGACACAUUAGCAGAAAUGUUUUUCAUAACGCACAUCUGUGUUCUUUAAUGAACCUAAUGUCUGUCAAAACACACUGGUUGAUUGCUGCUCUGAGCAACUCACAGCCAUUUGGAGCAUGGGCAUACACCUGCACACCGAGCAGUUCCUGGUAGUAAAAUCACAUUUUAAUUCCAGUUGCUUUGGUGAAGCUACAGUUUAUUUCAGAUUAAGAUCUGAAAACUGGCAGCAAGUCAAGUCGUUUGGGAUUUUCACUAUGGUAGAAGUAGGGUUUCACAAUGCAUUAUCAUUGCUUCAAUAGUUUUGUGUCCAAUUUGUGAUUUCUGAUUAAUCUGUUGCCAAAUGAUCUGCAUAUGUUUGGGUGUUAUGGUAUUUCUUCUGAAAACUGCCCACACACUGUGUUCCACAUGUAAAACUACACCAUUUUAUCAAAUCCUACAAAACAGGAAGACGAGUUCCAGUUAUUUUCCCUUUAGCAUGCUGCAACAAACGCUAUAGUGAAGGUUUGCAAGGAUUUACUGCUUCAUCUUAACUUUGACAGAAAGGUGAAGUCAUGCAUACCUAAAGCUGGCAGGGAAGCUCGAGUGAACACCUGCAUUAUUUCCUGUGGUGCAACAGAUUUAUUGCUCAGUGUGUGCUGGCAUGGUUUGCACUUCUCUUUGUGAAACCAGACUUGGACCUAGUCAAAUGCUCAACGGUACUUUUGAAACGGUGUCUCUCAUUUUGCCGAUUGGUGCUUUGAAGUUUGUUGAGCUGACAACCAGGAAAAUAAGAGGAACAUUGUAGUUUAAAAAGAAAACAUUCUUCUUUGUUUAUCUUGGGGGUUUGUGCAGAAAACAAAUGUGGUUUGGCUAACAGCUCAGGUUGAGGGGCCUGGAAAAGUACCAUUAUGGCACCAUUAUUGCUGAGUGCUAAAUGUUGGCCUUUGAGUCAGUCUUGCUCAGCAACAAAUUACAGGCUUUCAGUGUGUAAAACAAUAGACAACAAAACAAAACCCUCUGGAUGCAAACACAUGGAUCACACUUCACUCACAGAAAAGCCUAAAACAAAAGAUAAGCUGCCCCAUCAGGACAGGAAUACACCUUCAAAGACCUGCAGAGCCAGGGAACAUUCUCUCAACUGGCAUCUGUAAUAAAACAAAUUGUUUGGAUCCCUAAAGGCAAAUCAGAAACUUUGACUUUGUCCAAACUUGUAACCUGCUUGAGCUCAUUUCCACUCGGUGCAUCAAACGUGUAAAAAUUGCUGUUACAUGAAAAGCUUGUUUCACAUGUUCACUUUACUUUUUAUUUUUCUAAGGUUAUUAUUUGCAAAUAUCAGAGUUAAAGUCAGUUUGUCACAAAGACUUGACUUAAUCCCACCACUUAGUAUCAAUUUACCCCAAAACCAGCUGCCUGCUCUUGCUAAUGAGCUGGGAGUAAUACGCUCUGGGAUAUCGUUUUAUUGUGCCAGUCGUGCGCUUUGAAGACACAUUGAGCGUUCACUUCCCCGAGUAGUCAUUACAGUGGAGAACAGCUCUCACUGAAGCAACUUAAUUUUAUAUAACACACAUGGCUAAUUAGAAAGAUGCGGUGUUUUUGGGAGGCAAGAGAAAGUUAGACUUGAGAGCCCCUCGAAGCCAUGGGGAGGCUCAAUCAGAAUAACAUCAGUCAUUAUAUCAGAUUUUCUGCAUUAAAAACAGCUCAGUACAAAAUCAUGAGGCUUUCUUCAAAACAUUUCUUUAAAAAUAAAUAUAUAAUUUGUACAAUUGGAAGCCAGAAAUACUGGUACAAGACAUGCAUUUUCUCUAUAGGAAAUUCACCAGAAAUGAAUGGUGUGGUUCACUGAAAACCCAUUUUUUAUGAUUAGUUCUGAUUAUAAUCAGUCACUCAGGUGAAAAUGUUCAAAUAUCAGGAAAUAAAAGACUCCAAAACCUGCCAUCUGAAGCUCAGCUGUGAUGUCCAAGAAACUGUUAGGUCCAAGAAAUGGUGCAUAUUGUUUGUCCCCAGAGAACAAUCUAUAAGGUUGCAUGGUGGCGCAGUGGUUAGCACUGUUGCCUCGCAGCACGAAGGUUGCAGGUUCGACACUCGGCUGUGGCCUUUCUGCGUGGAGUUGCGUGUUCUCCCCAUGCAUGCGUGGGUUUCCUCCGGGUACUCCGGUUUCCCCCACAGAUCACAACAUGCCCUAUAGGUUAUAAAUCGUAAGUCGCUUUGGAUAAAAGCGUCUGCUAAAUAAAUAAUGGAUAUUAUUGGUGCAAUUGUUGGACAAAAUGACUUGCUAUGGUAUUAAUUGCACUAAUAGAGCGUCCAAGGAGUCUCCACUUCCUUUUUUUUCGGUAAGUUUAAUUAUAUUUAUGUAUUUUAGGUCACUGCUGCCUUUUUACUAGCUGAGUUUAUCGAAGUAGCUAGCUAACUAUCAUUUUAACAUGUAGCAUGUACUGUUUAACCAUGAAAUUUAGAUGUAAAAUAUGGUAAAUAAUUAAUAGGGCAUAUGUCGAUGGGUUCAAGGGUAAAACCCAGUGCAUUUAACAUAAAAAUGGGUUGAAAUAUGACGGAGCUCUUGGAGGGACACUUCUGUGCUCCAUUCUUCCACUCGGUUCUCCCCGGCGGUCAGCCCGGUGCAUGUCUGACCGAUGCGGCGCCUAGCUGCUGCGCGGGCUGACCGCUUGUGGAGCUCUCGGACUCGGAGAGAGACCUGACUGCAGAAAUACUGCAGCUCAGUACCCUACCUAAAUGCAAAGUUUGAGAGACGUGGUUCACUUCAUUUAGCUAAUGUCAGUCUGCACUGCCUUCGGGCUGAUUUGUCAAGUUCACAAAAUGUGGAACGGGCUGUAAGGUUGGGAUCAGCGGCAAAUCGGAACAUAUCGAAGCCCUGGCCAACGAAACUGUCCACUUGACUAUUACUGUCAGGCUUGGAGAAAAUUCGGGUUGUUUUUGUGUCAGUCGGUAACUCUGCUAACAGUGACUCUAACGCAGCACUAGUUGACAGACAUCAUACAGUGUGAAAUCCAGCUUUACACCACAGCGUGACCCGGUUCUGUAAGGAAUUCUGUUCAGGAGGUCGCAUUUCAGGCUCUCCACAUCAUAUGUGACUGACUUUUACGUUAUAAUAACGAUCACGCACUAGGGAUGUUAUAAAGCGCCUAUAUAGGACAGUUUCUUUUGUAUAUUAUCUGACUUUAUAAACAACAAUGUGCUUCUAUUUUUUUUCAGGCUAAAUCUACCCAAGACACUGGUUUUCAGACUGAUUUAGUAGUCUGCAAGAAUGCACUUGUCCAGCCUGACGUGAAGCCUUACCUGUAGCAAAGCCACCCAGUUUAGAGCUCCCAGCUGCUGUGUGUCUUGUGACACAGGGACCAUGACGGAAAUUCAUCUUCCAGAAAGUCUGGCUCAUCAUUUAGCCAGAUUUCUAAGUUCCUGGGUGCCUUCAAUGUGCAGGGACUGUCCAAGCAGACAUUCUAUCGACAUCAGCCAAAGCUCUUAAUUCCAACAGUGAGCUGGCAGUGGCAGCUAGAGCAAGCUGAUUUCAUCCAGGAGGCUACUGAAUCUGGACCUGUGACUCUUGGUGGUGACAUGCAAGCUGAUUCACCUGGACACUCAGCCAUAUAUGGCAGCUACACCAUGAUGGAUCUCAAAAAAACAAAGUUAUUGAUAUCUAACUCGUACAGAGCUAUGAAGUUGGAAAUAGUGUGCGAAUGGAGAAGGAGGGAUUUGUGAGAAGUCUGAGCACACUUUUGGAGAGGGGGGUCGAUGUGCAGCAUGUCGUGACUGACCGCCACACAGGGGUGCAGAAGUAUUUGCGGGAGGGAAAAAGGAAAUCAGUCACUACUUUGACCCCUGGCACAUGGGGAAAGGAAUUGGUAAGAAAAUCGAAGAGCUGGGGAAGAGAAAGACGACCCAGGAUGUGAGACUGUGGAAGCAAAGUGUGGUGAACCACCUCUACUGGUCAGCAUCCAGUUCCUCCUCAGGACAGGAGGCAGUAGCAAAGUGGACUUCAGUUGCCAACCACGUCCAAAAUGUGCACAGCCAUGACAACGCCCUGUUCCCUAGCUGUCUGCAUGCACCUCUGGAUGGAGAACAGGCAAGACAGUGGCUCAAACCAAGAUUGGAAGGAGAGCCAGUCGACGGUUACCUGUUUGACCUCAAAUCCCAGUGGAACCAAUUCUCACUCUCCCAAGAUGCAUGGCCACUCCAAAGCCUCAGGCUGAAACCCAAUCUGGAGCUCUGCUCAGAACGUCACAUGGGCUCUCAGAGAAACAAUACACUCAGAAGUCAGGUGAAGAGGCAGCUGGAGAGACUGAACAGGAACAAGGCUGCAGGUCCAGAUGGUGUCAGCCCCAGAGUACUGAAGGCCUGUGCAGAGCAGCUCUGUGGGAUUCUGCAGCACCUCUUCAACCUCAGCCGGGCCCAGGAGAAGGUUCCAGUCCUGUGGAAGACAUCCUGCCUUGUUCCAGUUCCAAAGAAAACUCGCCAAUCAGUCAAUAAUGACUACAGACCGGUUGCCCUCACAUCCCACAUCAUGAAGGUCCUGGAGAGAAUCCUGUUGGUCCACCUCAAUAAGCAAACUAGAACAUAUCAGUGCAGUUUGCUUAUCGCCAUGGAGUUGGAGUUGAAGAUGCCAUCAUCCAGCUGCUUCAACUGUCAUGGUCUGCAUCUGCGUCUCCCCUCAUGUGUCUCCUUGUGUUCUCCAUCCCUCUCUAGGCUCUGCUUUUGUAUGUCCUAACGCCCUCAUGUGUCCUUGUCUGCGUCUCCCUCAUGUGUCUCCUUGUGUUCUUCAUUUGUCCCCAGAUCUGCAGCCCUCUAGGUUUCCCUCCCCAGGUAUCCCCCUCCCAGGUCCAGUGCUCCCGUGGUCCCCCUUGGUCACGCCCCUGUAGUUUUCUUUUCUGUAGUGUUUUCCUUUAGUUUCAGCUGUUCAUUUAUUAGUCUCUUUUAGUGUGUUUAUUUCCCCCCCACCGGUUCUUUAGUUCUCCUUCCUCAGAUUAUUAGUUAGUUAUUUUGCUCUUCUUGUUUUUAGGUGUUGUCUUUAAUCUUAGGUCGUGUUAGUUUUCUUCCUCUUCUACUCACUGCCCUCUCCCUGAUUAGUAAUUGAGUUCACUAGGUUUCUCUCCCCACACACCUGCAGCUCAUCCCCUCUCAUCCUGCCCCAGUGUAUAAAACCCUGUCUGUGUCUUUAUGUUUUGUCGGUUCAUUGUUCGUGUCAGUCUCGUCUCAUUUGCUCUCUAGCUUCUAGCGCAGGGGUGGGCAAUUAUUUUUUCCAUGGGGCCACAUGAGAAAUAGAAAAUAUUGUGGAGGGCCAGGCCAAAAGGCUGAAGUCAAUUAUGCAUAAUAUUAAUGGUAUUUCUUUAUAAAAAGCAGUAAAUACCAUUGUUUCUUCAAGCUGGUAAGAGUAGACUAUAUGUUAUAAAUGAGCAAAAAGGAAAAAGUGAGGUUGUCUUACAAAAAUGUGAUUUAUUCAAAUUUCCCAAGGCAAUGGUAAACAAAGUGUGCACAUUUGGUUUUUGUUAAACAUUUGUGACUUAUAUUAGUUAACAGUUUCAGUCACAUUCACUCCAAAACACAUUCUGAGUUUCAAAUAUUGUUGGAAAGAGGUUCUUAGCAUUCUACAGACACACAGUAUUGUCUGUAAAAUAAAAUCACUGAACUGUGAUCUUGAGAAAGAGGUUUAAAAAAAGUGUCCCAGUUCACUGCUAGUUGCCUACAUUUGUGGUCCAAACACCUUAUUUUGUGUUUUUAAGUGAUUUUUUUCUUAUUCAGUGAGAGAAAUCUAGUCUCUGCUGGGCUUUAACGAGUGCAUCAAAGUCAGGUUGAAUGUCUGAGGUGGAGAAGCGAAGCACAGCUGACAAAUGAUCAUCAGUGAGAGAGGAUCUAUACCUGGAUUUUGUAAACUUCAUCAUUGAAAAUGUUUGUUCACAAAUGUAGGUAGAGCCGAAGAGAACCAACAUCUUCUGAGCAUGUCUCCUCAGGUUUGGAAAGUCCUCCUUAAGAGAAGAGUAGAAAUCCAGCAGAGAUCCUGAAUCUCUGCUUUCAAGUCCCAAACCCUCUUCAGCACUUUCCCCAGGCUGAGCCAGCUGACAGCUGUGUGGAGUCCUCCAAAAGAGCCACAAACUGUCUGUGAUUCAUUGCCCGCGCCCUGAUGAAGUUUAUUAUUUUAGUAACAACAUCAGUAACAUGGUUGAUUUUUAGCACUGACUUGCACAACACAUGUUGGUGUAUAAUUCAAUGCAAAAACACCUAUUUUUGAUCUGCAUCGAUUUCUGUCACUUUAUCUUGCAUGCGUUUCAAAAGUCCGACAUUUUUCCAUGUAAAGCCGGCCGGGCGUACACUGUGCGACUUUUUCACUCGCAGCACUCAGCUUCAGCUCAAAGUGUACGACUUCCUCGCAGAGCAGAUCUCACGAGUCGUGUGCUCACACUGUACAACCCAUUUCUCGGAUGCGACCUGACUGCUCACACUGUACGUCUGGUAGCAACACGUCGGCCCUAAAAAUGUGCUAAAAAUAGCAGUUUUUACUCAACACGUCAGAGUUUUUUGUCUUGUCUUGCCUGUUGUCCUUCGGGAGAGCUGCAGGAGGACACACAGGGAUUUAUGGGGGUUGGAUGAGGAAAACGAAAUAAAGAAAGUAAAUCUGUGUUUUGUGAUCAGUUUAAUUUGACAUGAACACGACAAACACGCUUUCUUGACAAUCUUUGUGAGUAAAAAAAACGUGUAGAAACAAAAACGAACAGCGUGUGUUAUUAGGGAAAUAGCGAGCGACCGGCGUUGAUGCAGGAUUGCGCGCGCAUGCGCCGUGAGCGGUUCUGAUACUUUUUGGGUCGCAGCUGCUCGCAGCGCCGCUUCAACAGUGCGAUACCCUCACGAGGGACGAGCGAAAUAUUAAACACACCAGAGUGCGACCUCACGACUGCUGAUCGGCGGCUGGUCACGUGGUGUUAAUCGCCUAUAACCCCCUGUACACUACACGACCGCUCGGCGCAAAACUCGCCCCGAUGUCGUGGCUUCUCGCACGACUGGAAAAUCGGCUCAAAAAAGUGAAAAAGUCGCACAGUGUACGCCCGGCUUAAGAUUUGGACAACCGUCUGUUGUGACACCUGACAGUCUCUCCCAUUUCAAUCCCAGAGUGUCCGUGCACGCAUUUACCUCUGUAGAAACAUCACUCCCUGUCGUUGUCCCUUUCAUCCACCGCAUUGCUGCCCGCUCCUCUGUGAGCUUGAAGUCCGUUAUCCCCGGACAAAUACGAGCAGCUGGGCUGUGUCGCGGACAUCACAGCUCCCGUCUAAUGAGAAAAAGUCAAAACUUGCCACUUCACGUUGCAGCUGAAGCUCCAGGUUCCCCGCAAUGUCCUCGAUCCUCCUGGUCACGGUUCGCCUGGACAGCGGGAUUUGCUCAAAUGCGCCUUUUUUUUCAGGGCAUAUUAGUGCGGCAGAGUCCACCAUGCACUCUUUGACAAACUCUCCCUCCGAAAACGGCUUGCUGUUUUUAGCUAUUUUGUGGGAUAUCACAAAGCUGGUCCUGGCUGCUGCAUCCCUGGAUGUGUGAAGCUUAGUAAAACAGCCUUGCUGCUUUUGCAACUUUGCAAGCAAAGCUUCGGAUGUCCGUGCCCUCUCAGCUCUCAGCAUCAGACAAGUUCUUGUAUUUUUCCGAGUGUUUCUUGUCGUAAUGCCGACUCAAAUUGUAGUCCUUAAACACGGCAAUCUCCUCCCAGCAAACCAAACACACGGCUUUACCUCCGACUUCAGUAAAAAAAAUACUUAGCAGUCCAAUUUUUGUUGAAAAUCCUGCAUUCGGCAUCUUUCUUUUUUUUUUUUUUUUUUUUUUUUUGCAUGAGCGGACAUUUCUCAGGCUACAAUCACCAUGUCAACCGCGGGCACUUGUUGCUAUACGUAUUGCGUCAUUGUGCACGUAAAAAACAACUUCAAAAUAAAAGCAAUGCAGCCUUAGCCCAUGCAUGAGGUAAAAUGAGAAAAUACAUUUAUUUUGUAAUUUCCAAUUAACCUUACGCGGGCCGGUCAAAGUCAACCAAAGGGCCGGAUGUGGCCCGCGGGCCGUAAAAUGCCCAGGUCUGUUCUAGCGUCUCUAGUUCUCAAGUGUUUUUGGAUCUCCAGUUUUAGUUAUUUGGAUUUUUGGCUCGCUGCCUUCUUGGAUUACUCCUAAAUAAAGGAUUUUAAUUUCGUCUUCCACCUUUGCCUCAUUCAUCUGGUUUCUGCAUCUUGGGUCCUAAACUUCCUCCUGCCCAACUCGUGACAUCAACCAACCCACUGUCAUCUGGACACAGCAGGCAGCAAUGUGAGGGUCCUGUUCUUUGAUUUCUCCAGUGCAUUUAACACGAUUCGCUGCAACACUGACCGCUACUGGCGAUCCUUCCUGCCAACAGCCAUUGUAAUAUACAAUAACUCUUUGAUGACUUGAUUAUUAUUAUUCUGAGCAACUACAGCGAUCAAUUUCCCUCUGGGAUUAAUAAAGUAUUUUUGAAUUGAAUUGAAUUAGGACCUUUAACCACAAAAGUUUCUAAAUUAUGUUAAAUUUUAAACCCAGCUCCAUGUACUCCUAUUCCCUCUGGAAUAACUAUGGUUAGGACCAUGUAUCAUAAAUUAUAAAUGAAACUAUAACAAGCUUUGAUAUUGUACAACUGUUUGUAUUUUAUUAUUGGAGUGUUUCAUAAACUAUAAUCCAACUCUCCUUUUCCUUCUGGACACAUUGUGUGAUGGGUAUGUCUUUGUAGUAUUAAAACCUGCAAAAAUAAACUGAAGCAAGCAUCUUUGCUCUGAACUAAAUUUACUGUGUAUCUUUAUUCCCUUUGUCAUUGUUUUUCAGUUGAUUUGUUGUUUUUGGAAGUCCAAAUUUCCAAGUAAUUAGGACACAAAUGCACCAUCAGCUGAUAGCAAUGGAGGCAAAAGCAUCAAGCUAACGUUAUCUUAGACAGUUUGUUUAGCUGCUGGAGCUAAUUAAGAUAAUGAUGCCUCAUUCAGAUCAUUGUCAGUGUUGUCGUCAUCACCCGGUCCCCCAUUGCAUUUAGGGAAGUGGACCCAAACUUUAGAGAGGUUUCUUUUUACCAUGCUGCUUUGUUUACAGCUUGCCUGUAGCAACUGAUGAGAUAAUGCUCUUGCGCUGCUAUCCAUCUUGGCAAAUUGCUGUCUCACAAGUUCUAGUUAAUGGAAGACAGGAACCAAACUCUAUGAUACCGAAACAAGGCACAGUUUCACAUCACAUGAAUCGGCCCUCGAUCGGUGCCUUAAACAGUACAAAAUUUGGUACCCAUUCCUAGUUAAGAUAUUGUAGCGUAGAUAAUCUACAUAACUAGGAUUUAACGCUGUUUGCUAUUCAGCUCUGUUAGAUCCUGAAAAAGAUCAAACAAUUUGGCUUAUGAACUUAUAUUUACAUAGAUAUCCACGGAUAUUUAUAUAAUCGAUAGAAGUUCAUACACCAGCUGGCUUGGUCUAUAUUUAAUCCAAAGAUGAAUAUUUAAUUUAAGAGAUUUCAUUAAUAGCAAAAGUUUAUUUAUUAAAUCAGUAGACUUAAAGAAAUUUUUGCUCGUUCAGUGACCAAAUAUACACCACUCUGUGUUUCAUUUCAAAGAGUCAGGUUUAAAAAGUUAAGAAUUUAUCACUAACAAUUUAAAGAUGACAAUUUAAAAGACAAUUCAUAAAUGACAAUUUAUAACAGCUUUGAUAUUAAACUUGGUAUUAAAAGCAACCUGUGUCUGGAUGAGAGCUAAAAUGAAAUGUGUGUGUUUGGAUGUGUGAAUGGGUCUCAGAAGGUUUCUAUCAGAGAGAAAGUUAUUUCUUAAAGAGAACAGCAUACAGACACAAUCUGUCGGAAGUGUUUACCUCACCCAGUUAGGAGACCCCCUUUUGGAUCCGAGAUGUCAGGUGGGAUGAUGAACCCCCAAGCACGAGGUGGGUAGAAGAACCGUAGUGUGACCAAAUCGGUCCUGAGAUGUCUCCGGGUCACAACGACUGAUGAAACUGGUUGCGUCUCAAAAAUCAAUAACUCUGAAGGAGUUUUGCGUCAGCUGGUUGCAGAUGGCGCUUGUUGGAGCAAUUCUAUCAGCAUGGCAGAACAGCUUAGUGGAGGCUUCGAGCGGCCGUCUCUAUCCUCUGGGACUCUCGUCGCCAUGGAGAGAUUCUGGUGAGCUUGAAGAACUGCACUUGAACUGAGGAGUUUUGGUUUUAUUAAACCUCAGGACACACCCUCUCAGAGAUAGAAAGCUUUGGUUAUGGAGCAAAGACAUGUGAGUGCAGUUACCUUUAACCCUGAUGUCUGUCCUGCAUGAUGUGUAUAAGUGCACCUGACCUUAUUGUCACUGAUCAAACAUUACUGAUUAUCAUAAAUAAUGAUUAUUAUAAACCAAAGAAUAAUAAUUCAUUUCAGUAAUUAAAUACAUUUAUAAUGAACCUUAAUGAUUACUUAUGAACAUUGUAAUACAGUGAAAAGAGUUUAUUAAAAAUGAUUCUUUUAAAUCUUGAAGUGUCCUUCAUCUUGUGGAUGGAACAGCAGUCAGAUAAAAGCAGUCAGAUUAAAGAUGGUUUGCAGCAGACUUUGUGUCUCCUGUGAUGGAUUAUCUGCGAAGAGAAGCAAAGCUUGACCCAGCUGAGGAGGUGAGACCUUUGGGUAACAAAUUUGACCAUUCAUGUCGCUACAAUAUCAACUAGCUAGCUGUGAGCUACCUUACAACACACUUAUUAAAGGUGUUCAUGAGAGUUCCUACGUUCUCUUGAUCUGCUGAUGAAGUUCUCCAUUUCCUCACGUAAGUGCCAAAGAGAUCUUUCAUGCUUUGAUCACAAAAAAAUGUUUCACAGAAGUUCUCAGUCAUUCUCGCAUGUCUUCACCUUGUCUCCAUAUAUUUUGUUUGCAGCUUUAUUAUAAAAUUCAAUCAUAAAAUUGUAUGCUGGAUGAGAUGACAAAAGUGUUCUCCACGGUCCUGCAGGUCCUGCCUGGACAGCCAGAUGGAGUCCAGCCAGCAUUUGGUAUAUAACAGUCUUUAUGGUGAGGAGACCUGCAGAAACUUUCAGCAUGUUGGCUGUAAUUAAAUGAGCAGAUUUGCACCCUCAUUUGCUGAAAUGAUAAUUCAAGUUUCAAGAAAAUAAGUUGCAGUUAGAGCAUCAAUGAAGUUACACCUUCUGAUUACAGAAAUGUGUAGACUAGUGGAGGCAGAAAAUAUUUUAGUUUCUUGUUUUAGUUUCAAAAUGGGAAGCAAAAGAUAAUGCACCAUGCUUUGGAAAGAAGGCAGACAGGUGGUCCGUAGACACACCAGUGAGUACCAAAAGGUUUACCAGUUUGCACCCAGAUCCUUUUCACCAAGAGCGUCAGUUUGUUUUCAGAAUUGUUGGGGACAAUAACCAUACACUUGAGUGGGGUUUAAAAAUUGCUGGGGACAAUAAAGUAGGCUAGCACAGGGGUCGGCACCCCGUGGUUCUGGAGCCGCAUGCGGCUCUUCCAUCCAUCUGAUGCGGCUCUCUGUGCUUGUAAAAUAAUGAAUGGAUAUUUAAAUAAAAAUGCUUUCUAUUUUACUGCAUAAAUUUUACAUCUGUAUGCUAAUUCUAAAUGUAAAGAUUGUCUGCGUAAACCUGAACAGUUCCAACCCGGUCUUACUGUGAGACCGGGUAGACGCAUCACGCUUGUGCUCGCAGCGUUUUAAAAAGAAACGUAUGACAAAAGGGGCAUCUGCUCAGUAAAACCAUCAACAGGGUGAAAAAUACCAAAAAUUGUAGGCAGAGACGGGCUACAACUUCUGGAUCCAUUUUAUAUAAAUCGUUUUAUUGAUUAUCUUCUUAUGAAAGAUAACUUUGACAUACACGAGCGACCAGGCGCGUUGCAAGCUUUUCAAAAGUGUGGGGGAUGUUGUCUGUGCCUAAAAUUAUUUCAUGUUAUUCAUCUUGUUAGUUCAAUUUCCAUAAUAGCGGAGCAGGUGCGAAUUUUAGACGUGUCGCGCACAUCUCCGUUUUAAACAUGUUUAAACUGUUCAGAAUACAAAUCCAGGCUCUGUCUCGUUAGACUGGUGUAACUAAAGUUUGUACUGAAUGAAACUUUACAUUAAACCAUGUUGAAAAGAAAAGGAUCCGAUUAAAUCGUUUCACCCUCAUUUACAGUCACGGAGUACAUAGUGCGCAUGGCUCAGGGGUUAAUCAAGUUUAAUUGUUUCUCUUUGCAACAAUCUUCACAAGAAGGCAAAACAGUUAAAUGGCGGGUUACAGAUAUUUCCAUUUGACUGUUUGUUUUGACGGAUAAACUCAAGGAUGUUGGUUAUUUUGAAAGAAUUACCCCGAUGCACACUGAUGCGCAUGGAUGAGCUGACAUUUUAAUCAUUAUGCACAUCCCAGAGGUAACUUGAUUCCAAUCAGAACAUCAGAGCUUUAUACUGGACACUGUGUUCAGCGUGGCUCGGAGCGCCCAUGGUGGACAGUGGGCUGAAGAUCUGCAGAGGGGUUCGCAGCGCAGCGCAGAACCACGGUGCAUGCGAUAAGAUUUCCUCCCACUGAAGCGGUCUGGAAACCCGGUCUCUCUGAGGGAUGUGUCUCUUGGAAAAAUGUUCUUUUUAUGAAAUUAUGAAACUUUGGCUGAACAGCGCUUGUUCCCGUCUCUAAUAUGGAGACGCAUGACGCAUCCAGUCUGAGGCAGAAUAGCCUCUUCACCUCAGAAAGCUCCUGUAGAGACAUUUGAUCACGCACAAAGUUUAUGUGGAGCAGAAGCGGUCGGGCCACGGCAGGUGAAAUGUUCCUAGCCUACAUGAAGUGUAACAUUAAUAUGUUACUGGACACGCUGGUCUGGUUGGUUAGACCAGUGUUUGAAGUGGAAAACACACACACACACACACACACACACGCACACACACACACACACCAAUUAAAAUAAUGCUGAUAGCAUGGACUAGAAGACAGGUGAUGGUUUAUGUAUUUAAAUGAUGAUCAGGCUGCUGUAAAAUGUAAUCUCCGUCCACAUCCAGACAGAAUUAUCCUCUAUUCUUUCUCUAUUUGCUCUGCUCUUGUCUGGGAUGACGUAGCUAAUGGUGCGCGCGGCGCGCCUAACUAGCGGCUGAUGCACAUUUUACGCAUUUGGAGAGGUGGGCUGCAGCUUUGCUUUUACUGGAAGAUGGUCCUCUUAACGCACGGGUGUAGACUACAUGUUAAUGACAAAUGAAUGAAAAUUAAAUUGUGAGUUUUUACUUCAUAUUUCAGAAAUAAAAAUGACGGGGGAAACAUUUAUGACGUCUUUUUAAACGAAAUUUUCUGGCGCGACCUGCCUGCUUCACUGAAGUCACUGCUUAUUAAGGUCCGCCCAGAAUUACCGUGGCCCACCCAAAAAUGAAAACCUGGUGCCGCGCCAGUUAUAAACCACUGCAAAUGGUUGUUCUUCACUUUAUCAAACUCAGACUUUGUACAGCUAAUGUCAAGAUGUAAAAUUAUGAAUUCAGUCAAGCUCUUCCGUCCCUCCCUCUCCUGCUCUCCUGGAAACCCGACAUCGGCUGUCAGAAGAGGGAGGGGAAGAAGGAGAUGAGGCAAACAGUGAGUGCGACGUAAAGAAACCAGACUGGUGUGGAGGUGAGCAAAACA